Molecule: messenger RNA, 8585 nt
Organism: Cuculus canorus (common cuckoo)
Lineage: Eukaryota; Metazoa; Chordata; Aves; Cuculiformes; Cuculidae
Gene: ABCA5
Product: ATP binding cassette subfamily A member 5
Exons: 40
Coding region: 279-5225 (1648 amino acids)
Biological process (GO): lipid transport; transmembrane transport
Cellular component (GO): intracellular membrane-bounded organelle; membrane
Molecular function (GO): ATP hydrolysis activity; lipid carrier activity; ATP binding
Source: RefSeq, a predicted model, not a curated record
ACAUUUUGGGUAAUGCAAUAAAAUACCGUCAACCUUCUGGAUGCAACCUUCUGGAUGCAGGCAGGAACGGAUAGAUCACAGCAGCUCCCACCCAGCUGUAAAUCUCUGGACCCCUGCGCCAUAUUUCCGAACCUUUUCCUCCGCUCCUGGCAAGAAAACAGAGAGAGACGCAAACUGAUCGGUGACUCUGAAGCUCAGGCAGCAAGGUUCUGGCAAAACUAGGAAGAGAAACCUGGUGGUUCCCCAAGCUGCUGACCUUCACUAGCUACUCUUGAAAAAUGGCACCAGCAACUCCAAAAGAAGCAGGAGUAUGGAGGCAAACCAAAGCUCUCCUGUUCAAGAACUGUCUCAUUAAGUGUAGGACGAAAAAAAGCAGCGUUCAGGAGGUCCUUUUCCCACUCUUCUUUUUGUUUUGGCUGAUUUUGAUGAGCAUGAUGCAUCCGCACAGGAAAUACGAUGAGGUCGCCAACACCAACCUUGGCACUUUGGAUACCUCCAUGCUGGUGAAUUUUGUCAUCGGGUACACACCGCCAACCCGAAUGGCACGAGAAAUCAUGAAGAAAGUGGCUUUCGAUAACUUUGAAGAUGGCCUCAUCACGGAGGAGUAUUUAAGCGAGGAGGAGCUGCAAGAGGCUAGUGCUUUUAAACCCUCAAACUUUGUGGGCGUCGUGUUCAAUGAUGCCAUGUCCUACCAGCUGAGGUUUCCCGAUUUGGUCGCUAUGGUCACUUACAUGGAAUCAAGAGCCAGUUGCUCCAACCUGCGGAAAGGGUGUGAAUCGGUGACGUACUGGAGCUCAGGAUUUACGGCUCUGCAAGCCUGUAUCGAUGCUGCAAUUAUACAGCUGAAAACUAAUCACUCCGUUUGGGAACAACUGGAGCUGACGAGAGCAGUGGUUAUGGGAGAAGCUGCAGUGGUGGAAAUAGAUAAUUUUCCUCGUGCGAUCAUUUUAAUUUACCUAGUGAUCGCUUUCUCACCGUUUGGGUAUUACUUGGCGAUUCAUAUUGUGGCGGAAAAGGAGAGGAAGUUGAAGGAAUUCUUAAAGAUAUUGGGACUGCAUGACACUGCCUUUUGGCUUUCUUGGGUGCUGCUCUACAUGAGCCUGAUUUUUGUCAUGUCCAUUCUUAUGGCAGUGAUCGCGACGGCCUCUUCCCUCUUUCCCCAGAGCAGUGCCUUUGUGAUAUUUCUCCUUUUUUUCCUGUAUGGAAUCUCUUCAGUUUUCUUUGCACUUAUGCUGACACCUUUAUUUAAAAAGUCAAAGCACGUAGGUAUAGUGGAGUUCUUGGCAACGCUGACUUUUGGUUUUGUGGGCCUUAAUAUUGUCCUGCUGGAAGAUUUCCCCAAGUCCUUUGUGUGGAUUCUCAGCCCCUUAUGUCAGUGCAGCUUCUUGAUCGGUGUCGCGCAGGUCAUGCAUCUAGAAGAUUAUAAAGAUGGUGCAACAUUCGCAAAUCUAAAUGAUGGUCCUUACCCACUUUUUAUCUCUCUUAUUUUAUUGAUGCUGGAUAGCAUAUUUUAUCUGCUUGUAGCUGUGUACCUUGAUCAGGUUAUCCCAGGAGAGUUUGGACUACGCCGCGUGCCAUUUUUCUUUAUGAAGCCCUCGUUUUGGUCAAAGCGCAGAAAAAAUUACAAAGAGCUGUACGAGAGUAGUGUCAACGGCAGCUUGAGUUUCAGUGAGAUAGUUGAACCUGUGCCUUCGGAAUUUCAGGGGAAAGAAGCCAUCAGAAUCAGCUGUGUUCAGAAAACAUUCAGGAAAAAAGGGGAAACUGUGGAGGCUCUCAGAAAUUUAUCCUUUGACAUCUAUGAAGGUCAGAUCACAGCUCUGCUUGGGCACAGCGGGACUGGGAAGACGACGCUGAUGAACAUCCUUUGCGGGCUGUGCCCACCAACGGAUGGGUUCGUCUCUGUCUACGGGCACAAAGUCUCUGAAAUCGAUGAGAUGCUCGAAGUGCGACAAAUAGCAGGUGUGUGUCCCCAGUCUGAUAUACACUUCGAUAUAUUAACUGUGGAAGAGAACCUCUCCAUAUUUGCUGCAAUUAAAGGAAUCCCACAGAAUGAUUUGAUACAAGAGGUGCAGAAGGUGUUGUUGGAUUUGGAUAUACAGCCUAUCAGAGAUAAUCAAGCUAAAAAAUUAAGUGGGGGCCAGAAAAGGCGGCUGUCAGUGGGAAUUGCUGUUCUUGGGAACCCAAAGGUUUUACUGCUGGAUGAGCCGACUGCGGGUAUGGAUCCGUGUUCACGGCACAUUGUCUGGAACCUCUUGAAAAACAGGAAGGCGAAUCGCGUGACUGUUUUCAGCACCCACUUCAUGGAUGAGGCAGAUAUCCUCGCUGAUCGUAAAGCUGUGAUUUCUCAAGGGAUGUUGAAAUGCCUUGGAUCUUCUCUCUUUCUCAAAAGCAAAUGGGGAAUUGGCUACCGCUUGAGUAUGCACAUCGAUGCCUAUUGCAACACGGAAGCUACGACCUCGCUGAUAAGACAGCACAUUCCUGCAGCCAGCCUGAUCCAGGAGAACGAUGAGCAGCUCGUGUACACCCUGCCACUCAAGGACAUGGACAAAUUUGCAGGCUUAUUUUCUGACCUUGACACUCAUUCCCAUUUGGGCGUUAUCACCUAUGGCGUUUCCAUGACAACGCUGGAGGAUGUCUAUCUGAAGCUGGAAGUGGAGGCAGAGAUCGAUCAAGCAGAUUAUAGCGUGUUCAAUUCCCAACAAGUGCAGGAUGAAAUGGAUACAAAAUCCCUGGACGAUAUGGAGCAGAGCCUCCUGAUGCUGUCGGAGACGAAGGCACCAGCAAUGAGCAAUACAGCCCUCUGGAAGAAGCAGGUUUCCACCGUAGCGAAAGUUCAUUUCCUUAGUCUCAAGCGGGAAAAUAAAUGUGUGAGAGUUAUGUUGUUGCUUUUUCUGAUUUUUCUUGUAGUUCAGAUUUUAUUCUUUUUCGUACACCACAUCAUCAAAAAUUCUGUAGCUGCUAUCAAACUUUCCCCAGAUUUGUACUUUCUGAAGCCCGGAGAGGUCUAUCACAAGUACAGGAGUCGUCUCCUGCUGCAGAACUCCACAGGCUCGGAUAUCAGUGACAUUGUCCGCUCUCUUGGGAGCAUGAACAUACUCUUGGAGAUGUUUAAUGACAGUGAUUACGUCUCAGCUGCACCUCACAGCGCAGCUUUAAACGUGAUUGACCUUGAAUCCAGUCAGAACUAUGUUUUCACGGUCAUAUUCAAUAGUACCAUGGUGCAUUCCCUGCCAGUUUUGAUGAAUAUUGUUAGCAAUCUCCUUCUGCGCAAUUUAAAUGUGACGGAGAGCAUUCAGAUCUGGAGCAACCCCUUUGUUCAGAAUCUUCCAGACACGAUUUUCAAACUGGAGAUCUAUUUUGAAGCUGUGUUACUGGGCAUCAUUAUUACUGGAAUGCCGCCCUAUUUUGCCAUGGACAAUGCAGAAAACCAUAAGAUCAAAGCGUACACGCAGUUGAAGAUAGCGGGACUUUAUCCCUCCGCUUACUGGACCGGGCAAGCUGUUGUUGACCUCCCGCUGUUUUUCUCCAUCCUUGUCCUGAUGAUCGGCAGCCUCUUUGCCUUUCACUACGGUGUCUACUUCUACGUUGGCAAGUUCAUUGCUGUGAUUUUUUGCCUGAUUGGUUAUGUCCCAUCGGUCGUGCUCUUCACUUACGUCGUCUCCUUCACAUUUAAAAAAGUCCAGAACACGAAAGAAUUUUGGUCAUUUAUAUUUUCAGUGACAGCUUUGCUCUGUACAGUUGUCACUGAAGUGGCCUUCUUUCUGGACUAUUACUUGGUAACCACCGUCCUGCAUUAUGUCUUCUCCAUCUUCAUUCCUAUUUAUCCUCUUAUUGGCUGUCUUAUUUGCUUUAUAAAGGUCUCGUGGAAAAGCAAGCGAAAGAGUGGAGGAUACUACGACCCAUGGGACCGGCUCCUGGUAGCAGUUAUAGCUCCCUAUUUGCAGUGUGUCGUGUGGCUUUUCCUACUGCGAUGUUUUGAGCUGAAGAACGGCGGGAGGACAGUUAGAGAGGAUCCAUUUUUCAGAAAAUGUUUUACAAAAGCCAGAACCUGGAAGUUCCCAGAUGUGUCUCAUGAUGAGAACGAAGAUGAAGAUGUGAAGGCAGAGAGGCUUCGAGUCCAAGAAAUACUGAAAAGCCCCAAGAGCGAGGAGAUGCCAGCAAUCCUGGUCAGCAGCUUGCACAAAGAGUUUGAUGAAAGGAAGGAAUUUCUUCUGGGGAGAAAAAUAAAAAAAGUGGCAACAAAACAUGUCUCUCUCUGCGUCAAAAAAGGAGAAAUACUGGGGUUGUUGGGACCCAAUGGAGCUGGGAAAAGCACGUUAAUUAAUAUGCUCGUUGGAGAGAUUGAGCCAACCAGUGGGCAGGUUCUGAUGGGAGAUUAUUCUUUUGGGCUGAACAGUGAAGAUGACUCUGUGAAAUUUGUGGGUUACUGUCCUCAAACGAAUCCACUUUGGCCAGAUAUCACGUUGCAGGAACACUUUGAAAUUUAUGGUGCUAUCAAAGGAAUGAGUCAGACUGACGUUAAGGAAGUCAUAAAACGCAGCAUCGCAAGUGCCCUGGAUUUAAAAGACCACCUGCAGAAGACAACGAAGAAGCUGGGCGUAGGGCUGAAACGCAAGCUGUGCUUUGCCCUGAGUAUGCUGGGCAACCCGCGAGUCACGCUCUUGGAUGAACCGUCAACCGGGAUGGAUCCAAAAGCCAAGCAGCACAUGUGGCGGGCAAUUCGAGCAGCGUUUAAGAAUAAGGAGAGAGCAGCUAUCCUGACGACUCACUACAUGGAAGAGGCAGAUGCUGUCUGUGAUCGUGUGGCCAUUCUGGUGUCCGGGCAGCUCAGAUGUAUAGGUACCGUCCAACACCUGAAGAGUAAAUUUGGCAGAGGAUACUUCUUGGAAAUGAAAUUAAAAGAAACAGCAGAUGUACAGCAAGUGGAGUUUCUACAGAGACAGAUUUUGCACAUCUUCCCAAAUGCAAAUCGUCAGGAAAGCUUUGCUUCUAUUUUGGCAUAUAAAAUUCCUAAAGAAGAUGUACAGUCACUUUCACAUUCUUUUUCCAAGCUGGAAGAAGUAAAACACGCCUUUAACAUCGAGGAGUACAGCUUCUCUCAAGCAACAUUGGAACAGGUUUUUGUGGAGCUUGCUAAAGAGCAGGAGGAGGAGGACAGCAGCUUCGGCACCUUCAACAGCACGCUGUGGUGGGAGAGGACGCAGGAGGACCGAGUCAUUUUCUGAGAUCCUUAUGCUCCAGACCUGCUUGUCAGCUCACGUUCUGAGCCAGCAAUGAUCCCCAGCGCACACAUUGGGAGGUGUGUGUGUGGAAAACACCAGAGCUGGGAUGGAUGAGGAAAAUUGUAUUUGGAAGCACUGUGUUCCACCAUCCUGGCCUUAGGAAUAACACUGCAGUAGUGGUGAGCAUCCCCUCCAUUAUUCUGGCUCACCUGAAAUUCCUUUUCCCCUCACCGUUCCCGCAGUUUGCGUUGAGCGAGAAAGCACCGCUGUGACAGUCGGUCAUCUCCUGGUGUUGGUCAGUUGUGCAGGAGCACUGCCCUGCCUUCCUCGCUCAGCCGUGCUGCGCCGCAUCGGGGCUGUGUGCCUGAGGCUGGGCUGUCCUUAUUGGAAAUCGGGAAUUUGAACAAAACCAGUUGCUGCCGGAGCAUCCAUCCCUGUGGGACCCGCACGCUGGUUCGCAGGCUCUUGCCAUGCCUCUUGCCCUCAGUGGGCACUGCUGUCUGCCCAACGAGGUGCCGUGCAGCCGCACGUCCCUGCGAGGUCCUGCUCCCCCGCCGGAUGACCCAUCCCUGCUUAUGCUUAGAAGAUGCACCUGCUUAGACAAGAGGGAAAAACCACUCCACAGGAAUUAUAUUCACCACAGAGACGGUCCUGAAUCAUAAAGAGGGUCUGGAAUUACACUGCGAGCUUAGCUUGGUAUCCGACCAAUGCAAAAAUAUUCAUUUAAAGAUAUAAUAUGGCAUUUGUCAGCACUUGUAUUCCUUUUUACUGCAGGUUGGCAGACGUGGCGAACUCGUGCUGCCCUUCUGGGUGGCGCUGGUGUUUGUAAUGCAUGCACUCUAGGAUUAAAGGGGGUGUACAGACGUGGAUGCUAUUUUCCCCCCGCUUGGUAAAAGUACAAAGACAUAACUGUGUAGGUACGGGAUUUGCAGAGAUGUGUGUAUUUCUCAUCUUCAUUAAAAACAGUCUAGUUCUUCUGUUGGGUCUUAAUGACAUGUAUCCUGCCAGCUGUUUGUUAGAGACAGUCGUUUUUAGAUGUUCUCGUUUUUCUUGAUGUUGACUUCAUAAGUACACGCAACAGCAUUUCCUGAUCCGUCUUUGUUGUGAUAGCAGUCAGCAACGCAGUAGUGUCCUUGGCACGGGAACGUUUCCUUUGUCCUGGCCUGGCAAUUUUACAUUCACCUUUCUAAACCCAAAAUGAAACAAAUCAACAACCACAUUGGUAGGAACGGUGCCUUUGGUUUGCACAGAAGCACUAAGAAGAGCAGAAUAUACGAUCCUUUAUCCUAAGAGAUGACAGAUGUGUUUUGAAAAUAUAUUAUUUUUUUGAUUUUUUUUUUUUCUACACAAAGCUAUCAUUGCUUUUUUAGUUUUAUAAGGUGAAAUAAAAAGAUUGCUAAGAGUUCAUUGCGUUCUGCAAUGAACAAAUAUAGAGAUGCAUUUAUAUGGAAACAUUGGCUUCAUAAGUCAUGUCAAUUGUAUAUCUUCACGUUAAAGUUAGGAAAUACCUUUGUUUUUCUUGUGAAAACUCAAAAACCUGUGGGUUAAGGUGGCGUGCUGUGUCCCAACUGCUGGUAAUUAUCAGGCAAUAAUGUAUGUAAUAUGUUUGAUAAUGAUUUAUCGUUAUGUUGAGCCAAAUCUGUUUGUGUUACCUUCUUACUCUACUGUGAGAGAUGUGAACUCAUGAUUUAUAACUCUUUUGUGCCCAUAGAUUGCAUAUAAAUGUACAGAUUUUGUUUUGUAGUUAAAGUUUAAGCCCAAGAACUGCAGAAACACCUGGACAUCCUCUUUGCUUCCCCAGGAGAAGGUCCCUUCCCUUUGGGAAGUGCAAAUGGUACAUCUGCCUGUUUUGAUGAGCUCCGAGCCAUGGUAUUUGCAUAUGCCUAAUUCUCCCGUGCUGGAAAUAACACCAAAAUAAAGAACAGGAUUACAGCAGCAGCCUCUAAAAUGCAGCUCCAGUAACAACCUUCCUAGGGCUGAUGCUUCCCUGUAAGAAAAGAAAAAUGACCCAAAUUCAGCUCUUUGGGAGCCCCCAACCUCUUGCUCCCAGCUGCAUCCCCACUGCUGGUGAGUGUCUCUGAGCAUUUGGAGCAAAGGUGGGACCCAGAAUUUUGUCUCGUGGUACUUUCCCAUGUUUCUACCUACAAGCUAAAUGCAUCUGCUCGGAAUCCCACAUUUCUUAACUUCCAUCUCUUUGUAAACGGUAUUUCAGCCGAGUGUCGUUUGCACAUCUGUCUGGCAAUGUACUGCGCACUCUUUCCACUUUGGGAAAGUACAGUUGUGACCUCUUAGCAUUGAUUUCUUCUUCUUAAUGUUCUUCUUGAACUGGCAGUCAGAGUUAAUGGUCUGUAAAAUAGUUCUGUGUUCUAGAUGACAUCACCCUAUUUCAAAUAGCUUCUUAUUUUGAUAUUUCAGAUGGUUCAUAUGAAAACUUCUAUUAGCAGCUAGAUCUGCUCAGUUUGGUACUAUUCUUGUUUACCCUGGAGUAACCCACUUGAUGGUGGCACUGUAUUUAUGCAGUUACGUGUGCAAAGAAUUUGGCUUGUCAAGGUAACCGCGUCUUUGAGUGGGAUCUGUUUGGCGUGGUGACCUCUUGUGUCAACGUGGUUCAAGAUGCUACUGGAAAACAUCACUGUGAUUGUGGUAUAUUGUAUCAGGAGUCUUUCAAAGUGUCAGACGAUGCCUAUAAUUGCCAGAAUAGGGAAAAACAUAUGCAAAAUUAAACCACAGAAUCCCAUGGAAACACAAGAGAGCUUUAUUCCUGGAAUUUUAAGUUGCUUUGUUCUGCUGUUAGUGGUGACACACUAAAUCCCAGCCAUACGAUGCAUAACCCCAGUCUGGGCUCACUAGGAGGUAAAACUGAGCCAAGGCAGCCAGAUUUGGGCUCACUAUGGCACUUGGGACAGAUCAGUUCACUUUGUGCCACCGUUCCCAGGUUUAAGUUACCUUGCAGGGUAGUUGUGAGAAGUAGUUAGCUAGGAUAGCCAAAACUUGGAAGAUGCAUUAGUUUGUGCUGUUAUUAUACGGUUGUAUUUUUAUAUGGAGGAUUUUAAGGUGUCUGAUUCUCUUUAAAUUACCAAGAAAGCCCUUAUUUUAAAAAGUACCUUCGUAUAGCAAGUGAAGUCUAUGACGUAGCUGACAUCCAGUACUGUGGUAGCAGAAGCAGAAAGUAUUUGGUCUAAAGGUGACAGGUUUGUAAAGCUCCUCCUGGUGUUGCUGUCAGGCACUUGGAAUCAUUUGCAGUUUAUUUUAUACACCUGUCUUUCUUUUACCACUUUGCUGUAUUUGUAAGUUGAGGUUUUUCCCUUUCCAGCAGAGAGUACUACCAAAAUAAAGAUGGAUUGGCUUGUUAAAUGCUUGUGU